GACGUGGCCCUUCAAAGUUCACGAGAAAAUAGCCUCAACUCCACCUGAAGGGAAGGAGUUAACAUGCACCAAACUUAAAUGUCAAAGAAAGCAUGCGGACAAAAAUUGAGUUUGGCUUUGGUCAUUUCUCAGAUAAACUCUAAUCUGUGUGAAAAUGUUGAAUCAAGAAAAGAGCACCUUUUCUUUUUCUUUUUUCCUUUUUUGUCUUCAAGCUAGCUGUUUCCUAUUCACUUUUUUCGUUGUCCGUUUUACAUUCAUUUCUGGGUCCAACUGAUAUUCCAUGAAGAUUUUUUCAAGUUUCUAAGCUCCAAAGUUUCUGCUUCUUCAAUAUCUUCUGGCAACUGCCAAGUUAGUAUUCUAACAUAUUUCCCUCUGUAGUAAUAUCACAUUCCACUUUAAUGUUUCUUAAUAGAGUUUAAGAUCUUGGUUUGUUGAUACUUUUUGCUAGGGUUAGAACUCCAUUGAACAUGUUUCAAUGUCCUGUUUUCUAGCAAUUUUUUUCUUAUGCUUGAAAAGAUAAGGUGAGAGAGUUUUGGAAACAAUAAUUGAACGUUACUGUGUAAGACUUUAUUUGAAAGUUGGUAGCCAGCUAGCUCCUAAUAAUUGGGAGAUGUUGCCCUUUAGGAUGAAAUGAGAGAGGUGAAACUGAAAUUUUUAAUCUUAAACUCAUUCUAGUUUGCCAUGAUUCUCCUGUUUUUUAGUCUUUCCUUCUCAUGAACAAAUAGUUAUGUAUAAAAAUACUGGAAGUGACUGAUUUCAACAGCUGCUUUUCAAUGCACCUUAGGUGCUAUCGAUGGUGGCUUUGAAAUAAAAGUUCUAACUUCUAAAGUAGUGAUUGCUUGAACAACUCUGUCAAUGGUAGCUAAUUUGGUUUUUUUUUUUUUUUCCCUGAUUUUUCUUACUCAGUUUGAGAGCUUUUUUCCUGGAAUGAUUGGUAUCUCAAGCAAAAGUGUCAGUAACUUCUAUCAAAUACCUCUGCUGCAAUAUCUUAUCAUUCUAUGGUACCAAAACAAUUUUCAAGUUGGUUAAUUCCCAUCUUGUUUUUGCAGAAGUAAAUGGCAAAUGAUCUGGGAAUAGCAUUCUACAUCACCAUAUGCUGCAUUGCCUUUAUCAUAUCAAAGAUCAUUCUUACAAUUCUCCUUUAUAAGCGAUGGAAACAAAAGAACGUGAUUUAUGAGGAAGGUUUCUCAGGUGGGAAAGUAGUGAUGUUUAGGUCUCCAGUGUUGCAGUCUCUAACAUCUGAUGUGCUGUUGAAGAAGACAUUGAAGUUAAGCAACAAAGACAUCAUUGGUGCUGGAGGGUACGGUACAGUGUACAGGUUAAUGAUAAAUGACACCUUGGCCUUUGCUGUGAAAAGGCUAAACAGAGGAACUGCAGACAGAGAUAAAGGAUUUGAGAGAGAAUUGGAAGCAAUGGGUGAUAUCAAGCACCGCAACAUUAUAACUCUUCACGGAUAUUACAGCUCCCCCCACUACAAUCUUCUUAUAUAUGAGCUAAUGCCUAAUGGAAGUUUGGAUGCUUUUCUUCAUGGAAAAUCAAUGGAGAGUAAGAUAUUGGAUUGGCCAACAAGAUAUAAAAUAGCAUUAGGUGCUGCAAGAGGAAUAGCAUACCUUCACCAUGAUUGUAUCCCUCAUAUAAUUCACAGAGAUAUCAAGUCCAGCAAUAUAUUACUCGAUCAGAACAUGGAGGCUCGAGUCUCAGAUUUCGGACUCGCCACUUUGAUGGAGCCAGACAAGACUCAUGUUUCAACAUUUGUGGCUGGAACCUUUGGAUAUUUAGCCCCAGGCACGACGAACAAAAUUGUAGUCAUGCUUCUCCCCUACUGUUUUGACUUUUUUAUAAUUAAAUUUGGUUCUUCUGCAGAAUAUUUCGAUACAGGAAGAGCAACAGGAAAGGGCGAUGUUUACAGCUUUGGAGUUGUUUUGCUGGAGCUUUUAACAGGAAAGAAACCAACGGAUGAAGCAUUUCUUGAGGAGGGAACAAAGCUUGUUACAUGGGUAAAGGGAGUUGUUGAAGAAAGGAGGGAAGAAUAUGUGCUUGACAGUAGCUUAAGUUCUUGUCCUGUGGAUGAGAUUAACAAUACAUUCAAUAUAGCAUUGAUGUGCCUUGAAACAGAUCCUUCCAAGAGGCCUACAAUGGCUGAGGUUGUUAAGAUGCUGGAGCAGAUAAAAUCAGGGAGCGCUGUAACUGAUUCUUAAUGUUGUUCUUAGUCUAGUCAUUCAAAACUACUGUACAUACAACAUUUUUAUCCUGUUUUUAUAUUUUUGAUUGAAUAAUCAUAAACA
Messenger RNA from Durio zibethinus, 2285 nucleotides. The record is from RefSeq and is a predicted model, not a curated record. NCBI's taxonomy places the organism in Eukaryota, Viridiplantae, Streptophyta, Magnoliopsida, Malvales, Malvaceae.